Molecule: messenger RNA, 363 nt
Organism: Fomitiporia mediterranea MF3/22
Lineage: Eukaryota; Fungi; Basidiomycota; Agaricomycetes; Hymenochaetales; Hymenochaetaceae
Product: phosphatases II
Exons: 1
Biological process (GO): negative regulation of MAPK cascade; protein dephosphorylation
Cellular component (GO): cytoplasm
Molecular function (GO): protein tyrosine/threonine phosphatase activity; MAP kinase tyrosine/serine/threonine phosphatase activity
Source: RefSeq, a predicted model, not a curated record
GGAAUAUUUGUUGGCUCGCACAAUGCCACAUGCAAACACUUCCUGCUACAAAACCACAUUACACACGUCCUAUCUCUUGGGGAGCAUACUGAAGACGACUUACCUCCCGAGAUCACCGUAAAGAAAAUCGUGCUCGAAGACAAUGACAGAGUAAAGUUCGAGGACAUCCUCGACGAAGCUUGUCAGUUUAUCGACGAAGGAACCAAGGGAAAUAACAUGGUUCUAGUUCACUGUUUCCUUGGAUCAUCUCGAUCCCCUGCAGUAGUUAUAAAUUAUUUAUAUCGUCGCAAGGGAUUCUCAAUGCCCUGUUCUUACUUUUUUGUUGCUAAAAGAAGACCAGGAAUUAGUCCCGAUGCAGGCUUC